This is a messenger RNA of Sphaeramia orbicularis (orbiculate cardinalfish), 6923 nucleotides long. RefSeq names its product transmembrane serine protease 9 (gene tmprss9). Gene Ontology annotation, biological process: proteolysis. The record is from RefSeq and is a predicted model, not a curated record. The transcript has 16 exons. Bases 2098 to 4485 code for a protein of 795 amino acids. Gene Ontology annotation, molecular function: serine-type endopeptidase activity; protein binding. Lineage: Eukaryota; Metazoa; Chordata; Actinopteri; Kurtiformes; Apogonidae.
ACUGCACAUGCGAUCAUAUAAAAGUAUGAGGAGUUAGAUUGUAGAAUUAUAUUUAAUAAAGGAUUAUAAAAGAAAAUUAUGAUUACAAUAAGCAUAAUUAUAGACUAGGAUGUAAUUUAUAAUUGAGCUCACAAUCCAACUGAAUAAUCAUCAAAUAAGCGUUCAUGUAGGAAAAAUUUACUCAAACUGGUUCCAAAACUCUUUCACAUUUAGAUCCAAAGGAGAAAUACCACGUCUUCUGACCCUAAAUGAACAAAAAUGUCAUCAUCCAGUGUCAAAACACAGGGUUUUGUCAGUCAAGGAACAGUCCAUUUCCAUUAACCUACAGUGUCAGUUCUUGCCAGUUCCAAUGUCCUCGGUUUAGGGUUAAGUACAUUUUUUCACACAUCUUGUUCAUUUUUUUUUUUAUGACAUUCUUACUUUUAUUCCCUAAAUUUUAACACAAAUAUCUGUUAUUUCCACUCCUUACACACUCUUACAUUCAUUCUACUUAUUUACAAAACAGGCUCAUUACUUUGGUAUUAAUGAGCUUGAGGGAGCUUAGUGAUGUAUGGAUUUAGUAUUUUUAUUUUGCGUUAGGGUAUCUUUCUAAUAUCAGGACAUAUUUCAUCUUACAUGGAUGAACCAAUAUCACAUAGAACCUCAAGUCAUACCCCUUGCUGUAUAGAGGAGCAACGUAACAGAUUUAACCAGAUCUGAUCCAUUUAAAAUUGAAAAUGACUAUUUGUACUUCUUCAAUUACACAUGUGCAUUGUGUUUCCGUUUGUGUUUAGGACAUGGUUUGUGGUAACUUUACAGUUCACUGUGCAGUUUUAAGUAUAUGUGUAUCCCUUUUAUGCAUGAUGAAAGAGGAAAUAUCAACAGGUCCUCCUACUUUUCUUCUGCAAACAUGCACCAACCUGUUUCCAUUUACAGAAAACCACAUCAACCAGCAGAGAAUGUGAUGGAUUUUUUUUUGUCUUCCAUAACCAAUGAUUUUACCAUUUAGACCAUCUAAUGAACCUCAACCCCAGCUAGUAUUAAGUCACACCACCAGCAACAAAGGCUUUUUAUGGUGAUCUUUCAAAGUGUUAAGGAGGAUAAAAGGAGUUUGUGUAGUAUGUGUGAAGAUAAGCCAGUGAAGCCUGUCUGCACACUGACAAAGACACAUUUGUUGUAUUAACUGUUGAGUUGGAUGUGCUUUAAGGAGGGUGUGGGAACAAUGCACACUAAUUUACCUAUGUUUGUUGACUGGCUGCUAAAUAUAAAAGAGAUAUAUUGUGGAUAUAUCAGAGCUGUCCAAUUUCCCUUAAAAACACUGAAAAACUGAGUCCUGGUCUGUUUUUUAACAACUGGAGGUUGUAUUUAAACUAGUCAUCAUAAUCACUUCCGCUGUCAGAGUUAACCUGAGUGCAGUAGGCUAAUAAAGUCAGUGUAAAGGCAUCUGGAUAAGAGCGACUGUAAUCCUAAAAGAACCCAAAUGGUUUGCCAGGUGUUGUGAUCCCGAGACUUGGACAGAAUGAGAAAGGCAAAAUUCCAGCUCACUUUGCCCCUCCUCUGCUGCUCAGUCACUGUGUCAAUGGACCACAGACAGACAGCAGCACAGGGGGUACUGGACUUCACUGCAGAACACCUUCUGCCGUCGGAUUUUUCUGCCAGUGCGUUUAGUUGUUGCUUCUAAAUUGCGUAAAGAAGCCCGUGUGUGAUUUACCUGGAGAUUAUCCGAGGGGACAGCAGAAAUACCUGUGUACAUCGGGGCGUAACCUAAAACCGCUUUUACGCCCAAAAGGAUCAGGACCGAUGGGAGGAGGGGGUCGCUCGGGGAUUUCUGCAGCCUAGUCGACUUCCCAAAGUAACCAAAAAGGUGCAGGACGGACACGGCACGCCCCUUGGCAGGUGGAACAAAUAGCGGACGGCCGAGGUCUGUCCCUUGUCUUCCAUCCAUGCAUCUAUUCUUGCGUGCGCCAAGUCAUGCAGUAAGAACUUCGGGGAUCUCGUGAAUGUCACUGUUCAGAGGAAUGAGACACUAAAGAGACUUGAAUCAUUUUGUCUUCUGGGACAAAUAUGAUACUGAAGAGUGCGGAAUGUGACUUGUGAGGUUGAAACUUUGGGUCCAGCAUGGAGAGGAAGAAGGAUGAGGAGGGGCCGUGGUCUUCUCCAGGAGCCUCAACUGCUCCCUCCAACCAUGGCUGCUACAGGAGCUCCCUCAUGGUCUGCUUCAUCUUCUUCCUCCUCGUCGGAGUCAUUGUAGGCCUGCUUAUUGCAUACCUUGUGCAGGAGCAGCAUUACUUCAUGGAGACGGUGGAGUUGACUGGUCUGAAGUAUGAUUCUGUUCUGCAGGACGACAGCUCUGCCUUUUCCAUAGUGUUGACCAUGGUUCUGACAUCCAAGAUUAAAAACAUCUUCAUGGCCUCAUCGAUAUCUCAUCACUACACUGAAUGUAGUAUUGUUGCGUAUGGUAACAUUAAUGGUGAUGUGAUGGCCACGUUCAGACUGGUCUUCAGGGUGUCUAAGAUCCAGCAGUAUUCAGAAAGCUUUGUUCAGGAUCUGCUGAGAGCUGGACUCAGCUCAGUAUUGCACGGGAAACCACUGGAGGUGCCAGAGUUUGGACAGAUCAAUGCUAUUGUCUUACUGGGAGCCAGUGGGAAGUCAUUUUAUUUAAUCGGACAUGAUAUGCUAGCCAAGUGUCCUGACCAUACCUACACUUGUGACAAUAAACAGUGUCUCACCAAAUUAAAUCCAGAGUGUGAUUUCAUUGAAGACUGCAGUGACGGAUCUGAUGAAGCUCGUUGUGCCUGUGGGACCCGUCCUGCCAUGGGGAGUCGGGUUGUGGGUGGUGAGGAUGCUCGGAUGGGGGAGCUGCCGUGGCAGGUCAGUUUGAGGCUGCGUGGGCGUCAUAGCUGCGGUGCCUCCAUCAUCAGUGAACGCUGGCUGGUCAGUGCAGCACACUGCUUUGAAAGCGAAGUGGACCCCAGAGAGUGGAAAGCACUGGUAGGGACCAUAAUGGUGAGUGGUCAGGAGCCCGAGUCCAAAUUAAUUAACAUCAAGUCAUUGAUUGUGUCUCCGGACUACAACCCUAUGACGACGGACCAUGAUGUGACUGUUCUGGAGCUGGAAACUCCUCUUACCUUCAGCCCCUACAUCCAGCCCAUCUGCUUGCCGUCCCCAUCUCAUGUCUUUGCUUCUGGUCAGAGCUGUGUGGUGUCUGGAUGGGGAGCAUUGAGCCAGUUUGACCAUGAGAUUCCUCACACUCUGCAGAAGGCUGUGGUGAAGAUCAUUGACACAAAGAUGUGCAAUAAAUCAUCUGUGUACAGAGGUGCUGUUUCUCACAACAUGAUGUGUGCUGGAUUUCUGCAGGGCAAGGUGGACUCAUGUCAGGGUGACUCUGGGGGGCCUCUGGUGUGUGAGGGAGCCCCAGGGAGGUUCUUCUUGGCAGGGGUGGUGAGCUGGGGUGUGGGCUGUGCUCAGAUCAACAGACCUGGGGUAUAUUCGCGGAUAACCAGGCUCCGCAACUGGAUUUUGAGUCACACAGACCCUGCAGCGGUCCAUGAAAACAGCUUGUAUGAUCCCACGGUGCCCGUUACUGUUCCAGGAGGGACGGUUAACAGCGUCCCCGGGACAGACACUAUGGAUUUGUUAUCUGAACCAACAUUACCUGUUUUAAACUGCAGUGGAAACUUCCAGUGUAGUUCCACUUCAUGCAUCAGCAAAGUGAACCCAGAGUGUGACGGAGUCCCCGACUGCCCCAAUGAGGCCGAUGAAAGAAACUGCAAUUGUGGUGUGCGUCCUGCAUUGGGUUCCCAUAGGAUUGUGGGUGGAGUAACAGCUCGGAGAGGGGAGUGGCCUUGGAUCGGGAGUCUUCAGUACCAGAAGCUUCACCGUUGCGGCACCACACUUAUUCACAGCAAAUGGCUGCUGACUGCAGCACACUGUUUCAAGAGUGACCCUGGCCCCAGUAACUGGGCAGUGAGCCUGGGGUCUGUGCUGCGCUCCGGGGUAGGAGCCCUGGUCAUCCCCAUCCAGAAGGUCAUUAUCCAUCCAAAUUUCAACAGCACCAGCAUGGAUCAUGACGUGGCUCUGCUGGAGCUGACAGUCCCAGCCCCCAUGUCCUACACCAUCCAGUCAGUCUGUCUCCCCUCACCGGUCCACCGCUUCCUAAAGAAUGCUGAGUGCUACAUCACAGGUUGGGGAUCCAUGAGGGAAGGAGGUUCCUUGACAAACCUAUUGCAGAAAGCAGCAGUGAACAUCAUUGACCAAGCAGACUGUGAGCACUCGUAUGGGAAUGUGCUGACUCCCAGCAUGAUGUGUGCCGGUUACAUGGAAGGAGGGAGGGACACCUGUCUGGGAGACUCUGGAGGACCGCUGACCUGCCGUCAACACUCAGCCCAGUGGUUUAUAGCGGGAGUGACCAGCUGGGGACACGGAUGUGGGAGAAUAGGUUAUCCAGGUGUAUAUACUCGAGUGACUUCUAUGAGGAAGUGGAUAUCUACACAUGUGCCUUUAUGAAGAUGCAACUCUACAAAGAAAUGAUAACCUAUGCAGACAUGUGGUCUCCAGACAACCGUACUGUACAAGGACUCAAGUCAUGGUCAAAAACAGUCAACACAAACACACAGUCAUUUUCCACAGUAUUGACCUGUGUGACCUCGGGGUCAUGGGUGCUGUUUGACAUACUGUGGUAUCAUUUGAACUGGGACAAUCCUCCUUCAACUUGUACUGACCAAAUAAGGGAGAAUUCAGGACUAGUGUAUGGAUAUUCUACUACAUACAUCAUUCAGAGUAUUUAUUUCAGUUAUUUAUUUUCCUGACCUGUAAACAUACCUGGCGCUGUGUUCUUUUUUGAUGUUUUUGUGUGGGUUCAGAAUAUAUGUGGCUCAUUUAUUGGUGCAUUUCCUUGUCUUUUUGGUGUUUAUCACAAAAUAAGAUGCAAAAGAGGCACAGCAACAAUGGUUUCUCAAAGGUGGAUUUUCUGGGGAAAUAUAUGAAAAAAAAAAAAGUGGUGGAACAAUAUUUUUUGUCAGUUCUACAGACGUAACAUUAACUCUCAUGCACUCUUUUUCAUAAAAAACAUAAAAACACCACCAACAGGGCAAAUUAUUUUAUUGGUUUCUUGAUUUGCUUACAAUCGCAUCUCCAAAUGCACAUCAAAUAUUGUUCAUAAGCUUGUUUUGGCUCUUACUCCCAUACACAAACUGAACAGGUUAAAAAAGGAUUGGUUUUGCUCCCAGACAUAUGACAAACUGUACACACAAAACGGAGCUUGGUUCAGUAGUUCAUCUUUAGUGAACACAAAACAAACCCACGACUGUGGACAGGGGCAGAAAACAGGUCAGACAGAACGGUUGUGUUCUCCAGGUGUACUAUGAUAUAGAACUAUUUAGAAGAGUUGUAUACACCAUAUGAAAACACUAAGUUACUCUUGAAUUCUCAAUGAUGGUUUGUGGGUGUGCCAGGUCCUUCAAGCUCCACAUCUGUAUUUAUUCUCCAUCUGAUCAUUCACACACACUGGAAACAAAGGGAGUAGUUCUAGUAACUUAAAGGGCUUUUAUCAAAACUCUUAUCUUUAUUGUGCAUCUUAAUUAUACACUCACAAAACUUUCACACCUACCUUGUCUGGGUCAUACUUUUCUGUUUGAUCCAAACCAAAUUUGCAGGAUUUUUCAUGGUAGUUGUAAGUUCAACUGUACUAGUUUCGCUCUUGAACAUAAACCAGACUUAUAACCUGGUUAUAAACCCAACCAGGUUUAUAACACCAAUUUCCCCCACCAGGUGUUAGAACUGAAGAAGUCUCUUGGAUGAGAGAUGAAACAUUUUCAAGAGAGACACUAGUACAGUUGAACCGAGAAGAACUACUGAGAACAAUGACCUGGACAAAUGAGAAUUUACAGACACAAAUUGGCAGAGUGAACCCUGGCCCAGACAACAGUUGUUUGGUGGUUCUGAUCAUACUGAACCAUGAUCCAGUUUCUUUUGUGAAAGCAUUUUGUGGCUGGACCAAUAGAAUAGAAGUCAAGGAAAACUAUUCUCAUCAAAAACAGGAGAAACAACAAAUGGUAGAUGAAAGAUGUCAGUCUGCCAAAUAAACCUCAUGUCAACACAAAUGUACAACAGGGAGACAGAGUAUGGAAAUAGUCACAGCAGGAUGUAUUCAUCUGUUCAAAAAAGUAAAACAAACCAGACUAAAUGUAUACAACUGUACAAAAACACUUUCAGGUAUGAAAGUGUCCUUUGUCCGAUUGUAGAGUUAUGUGUGAACAAACUGUUUUUGUUAAAGUUGUGUAUGACUUUUGUCACCAAUUUUUCAUCAGAUCUGUAAAACCCCAGUCAUAGCCCGAGUAUCACAAAUCCGUGAGUCUUUCCGUGAUUAUGCACCUGAAUCUCUUUCCUCACAGUAAACAAUUUCGAAGUGUACUCCACCAUAAACAAUCCAUAUGUUUACAGAGCUGGUAGGUCACUCGGGCAUUCCCGGAAAUUUGACGCAACGUGCUUUGUGGGAAGUGGAAUUCCACGCACCCACUUUCGCUUGGUCAACAUCCUUGUUGUUGCCACUACUGCUGCUGCAUAGAGCUCUGCUUCCCAUGACAAAUGUCCAAAAAUGCCCGAGAGACCUAUUGUCUCUGUUUGUAAACACAUACUGUGUUAAUGGUGGAGUACACUUUGAAACUGCUCACCAUGAGGGAAGAGAUUCAGGUGAGUAAUCACAGUAAGACUUACAAAUUUGUGAUACUUAGGCUAUGACUGGGGUUUUACAGAUUUGAUGAAAAAUUUGUGACGAAAGUCAUACACAGCUUUAAAGUCAUAAUGUAGAAAACACCUACAAUUACUCACAUACACUUUAGUGUCAGUCCAUUAAAGCUACAUGAGGUACAAAUCAGGGGAAAGAAAGCAAGAAUUGAAAAUGAACUCCACCCCAUCCCUGUCCUUGGUCUUACACAUAAUCUGUA